AUCAUCAUUCUCACUCUGCUGGAUCCCCACCUAAAGAUACCAAUGUACUUCUUCCUACGUAAUUUCUCCUUUUUAGAAAUCUCAUUCACAACUGUCUGUAUUCCAAGGUUCCUGGUGAGCCUUGUGACAAAGGACAGAACUAUUUCCUAUAUGAGCUGUAUGACUCAGUUUUUUUUUAUCUUUUUGGGAGUAACUGAAUUUUACCUUCUGGCUGCUAUGUCCUACGACCGUUAUGUGGCUAUAUGUAAACCUCUGCAUUAUACGACCAUCAUGAGCAACAAAGUGUGCUACCAACUUGUACUCAGCUCUUGGGUAACUGGAUUCUUGAUCAUCUUUCCUCCAAUAACCUUGGGACUCAAGUUGGAAUUUUGUGCUUCCAAUGUCAUUGAUCAUUUUAUUUGUGAUUCUUCUCCCAUCCUGCAGAUCUCUUGUUCAGAUACACAUUUCCUAGGGCUAAUGUCCUUUUUCUUGGCUGUGAUGACAUUGAUGGUCACACUGAUGUUAGUGAUUAUCUCCUAUGGCUACAUCAUCAAGACAAUUCUCAAAUUCCCUUCUGCUCAGCAAAGGACUAAAGCCUUUUCUACCUGUUCUUCCCACAUGAUUGUAGUUUCCAUCUCUUAUGGUAGCUGUAUUUUCAUGUACAUAAAGCCAUCAGCAAAUGACAGAGUGACUUUAAGCAAAGGAGUAGCUGUGCUCAAUACCUCAGUUGCCCCCUUAUUGAAUCCCUUCAUUUAUACACUAAGAAACCAGCAAGUGAAACAAGCCUUUAAGAAUAUGGUCCAGAAAGUUUUAUUUGCUUCAAACAAAUGA
Messenger RNA from Suricata suricatta (meerkat), 810 nucleotides. RefSeq names its product olfactory receptor 6C75-like. Gene Ontology annotation, molecular function: olfactory receptor activity; G protein-coupled receptor activity. The record is from RefSeq and is a predicted model, not a curated record. Gene Ontology annotation, biological process: G protein-coupled receptor signaling pathway. Gene Ontology annotation, cellular component: membrane. NCBI's taxonomy places the organism in Eukaryota, Metazoa, Chordata, Mammalia, Carnivora, Herpestidae.